AUGGACUGGGUCGACAUGUCUAUACAUUAUCCUCUCAACAGAUAUCCCUUUACCUCCGAGUACGUGGGCCAGACCUCCACCCAUAUGGAGAAUCCUCUGACAUUUAGCCUGCAGUGCUUCUGGAUAUCGAUCUUGUUCUAUACCUACGCGCUUUUCGCCAUCAAGUUGACAUUUCUAAUCCACUAUUACCGAAUCAUGUCUGUCUCUAACAUGAGAUGGCUAUACUUGGGCGCACUCGGUUUCAUCAUCCUCUGGGGCACCUACCAAGGCAUUGGAGUAUUCUUUUUUUGCACACCAAUUCAAUCUUUUUGGGAUGCAGGUGUCAAGGGACGCUGCCUCCUGGCGCAGCCUACUAUAUGGCUCAUCAGUGGCAUCGUGCACAUUGUCACUGACUUCGCAAUCAUCGUCAUGCCUCUACCCAUUGUUUGGAAACUUCAGCUUCCACGAUCCCAGAAGAUUUAUCUCACUGGUAUUUUCGGCCUUGGAACACUUACUCUCGCGAUCGGUAUUCUCCGCGUGCAGUGGCUCGACCCCGUUACAGACAUGACGUGGUGGAACGUUACAGCAGCUUCAUGGUCCAUGGCAGAGAUCGUGUCUGGAAUAACUUGUGCUUGCCUUCCGACUUUCAAGCCCUUGCUGAUUGGUAUCAAGAAUUGGCUCCAUCGAUCGGAUGAUGGAGACAGCACCAUCUGUCUCCAGGAUCAAGGAAGAAAUGAGCUUACGGGAUCAACCUUGGCUGCAUUUGAGGGUCAUGGAGGUGUCGGUACUGGACCGAAAGUACCAACCAGUAUCGCAAUGUAUGGAACCCAGACGAACAUAUCGGCAUAA
Molecule: messenger RNA, 828 nt
Organism: Fusarium verticillioides 7600
Lineage: Eukaryota; Fungi; Ascomycota; Sordariomycetes; Hypocreales; Nectriaceae
Exons: 2
Coding region: 1-828 (275 amino acids)
Source: RefSeq, a predicted model, not a curated record